AUGUAUAAAUGGCGGUUUUUGCCGGAGAAUUUAAUAAAACAAUCGCAAACCAUGCACUUUUGCCGUAUAUGUCGCACUGAGAAGAAUCUUAAAUACACAAUUAAAGAGCUCCGGAAAUUUAGUCGAAAGCGAUGUAACGAUAGGCUACUUUGCACUACGCCUACAUUGGGCAACAUUUGCCACGAUUGUGAGGAACGGCUGCACAAUUUUCAUAGAUUAGACGUAAAUGAAGAUAAUGAUGACCGAGUGAUUGUCGAUGAUGACGAACUCUUGUAUAAUUUAUUUUUUGAGAAAGUAGAGCAACACCGCCUUAUGAAACGGUUAAUGGUUGUGGGAGGAGGUGCUGGUGGCGGAGAAUGGAAUACAACAACUUUGCGACAACAAACUUUGGUAGCAGCAACUGCUGGUGUAGCAUUGAAUGUUCCUGAAGAAAUUAUUGAAGUGCUAACGUCACGUGAAAACACUCCCUCACCCGCUUUGCCGAUAUCGUCAACACCAGGAGGCAUACAUCUGUCAGCAGAAAAAUUGAAUACUAUUAAAACACCCAUAAAGGAAAAUGUUCCAACAGAAGUCGGAAGCUCUAUGCCUAAUAUAAAUAUCACUGCCACAAACAUAACUACCUCGACUCAAACCACUGCCUCAAGUAAUAAUGUAGUAUCACCCAUUGUUAACAAUUGUUCUCCCUAUAAAGUGGUCGCGGUAAUCGAUUUGGAUGAUGAUGAGGAUGAUGUACCAACGGACAAAGUUUCUAGUGUGUUGAAACCGCAAAAGACCCUUGAGACAGAUGAGGAGGAAAUAGUUUUUCGCAAAGUUGAUCCCGAUCAGGAUCAAAUUCUCAAAAAAAAUAAAAGGGGGAAAAGGAGUUCUCGAAAAGGGAAAUACCAAAAUCGCCAAUUGAACUUAAUUGCCAGUCUGAGCUUAGUAUCUAGCGAUAGUGAGUCCGAUAUUGAACAUACAGAAAAACAGUGCAGCCCUUUGAAACAAAAUACCAAAACACUACCUGUGCAAAAUGACAAUGAGGGUGCAAACACAAAUCUCCCUUCACCAACUAUAAAAAUUAAUAACAAUAUUAUCGAUGCUAUAUCUUCACCACCAUACGCUGCUCAUGUGCAUCAAGAAGAAAGUUUAGAUGCCGGCGUUAAAUGUCCAGUUUGUCAAAUAGAAUUUCCUGCCAGCCAGCGUCUCAUACAACAUAUGCGUCGAAAGCAUCGAUCCUACGAUGGCGAAGUGCUAUCCGAACGACCACGCUGCGCUCAGGAUUCUGCCAUGACAAUAAGGUUGCGCUACAUGCAACGAUAUAUAUAUUACGAAUGCCAGCUUUGCGGAUGUAUCGAUGCUGCCUUUAAAGUGCACAAGGAACAUGUCAUGCAGAAUCAUGCAGAAGAAUCGAAAUCAUUAAAAGACCCAAUGAUGCAAAAUCUUAAAUGCCCAUUGUGCAAGGAGAAGUGCGGUGCUCAACAUGCUGAUCUCUUACGGCACAUGUUGCACAGUCACAAAUUUGAUGAAUGUGGGGAUUAUUUUCACCAAAUUACCCAUAUCCGGAAUUUAUUCUCCAACUGUGGUCUCAAAAAAGAAAAGGAACUGGAGCGUACGGCUCGUAUCUAUCAAAUAGCUAAACGUAAGCAGUACUUUUUCGAGUGCAUACAAUGUGAAAAAAUUAUUACCGGUUAUUUUAACUAUUUAAAACAUCAGAGCACACAUGGAAAGCCUGCGCCCGAUCACAAUUCCACAGACUGUGUCCCUGAGACUGAAUCAUUGCCGUCAACAUUACCUUCAACGGAAACGGAACCAGUAAAAGCAAAGCAAAAUUGUGUUGAAAUGAAAGUUAAAUUUGAAAAGCCAAAACCCGUUUUGACACCAAAAAAACUACGUUCCAAAGAUAAAAUUUCUGCGCAGACACUUAUACAGAAAGAUGGACAACGACGCGGUCGUAAACUCACCAAAAAGGCAGUUCAAGCGGCAUUGGUUAAAGUUAAAGUAAAGCCACCUCUGAAACAGUUGCCUACACAGCGAUACAAAUGCAAGAUUUGUUUACAAAAAUUCAAGGGAUUUCAUCGUUUGAACUUGCACAUAUUGCGCGAUCACGCGUCUGAUGAUGGGCGUUUGCGCUGUAAAGUUUGUGUUUUACGGUUCGGCGAUAAAAACAAAUUAGAGGAGCAUCAGCAAAAAAGACACCUUUGCAAACAAAAACGCAAGUACGUCGUAAACUGUGAAUUAAAGCGCGUUGAGCAAGACUUUAGUCAUGAAACAGAGGUUGUACCUUCAACAGUUGAUCGUAAACGGCGUCGCCGGAAUUCCCAAUCUAACGAUUUCGAAUCUGAAACGCAAGUAUCAAAAUUGGCUAAGAAAGAUAGUUUAGUUGACGAUAAACAUGAAGCUACAAAAGCAAUAUGGUUACAUGAACUAUUCACAUUGGCAACAAAAUCGCCAAUUGUCAACAGCAGUGAUAAAACUACGCCAGAUUGCAUUAAUCGUCUUGAUUGUAAGGGAAUGCUCGAUAUAACCAAGGAAAGUGCGCUAAGCAGUCCAUUAAGGAUAUUGACCUCUCAUCAGUGCCUUUAUUGUGCGCAUCUCUUCAACAGUAUUGCAGAGCUAGAGUCACAUGAAGAAGUACAUGCGCAACGACAAGAAGCAAAGAUGCUUAAACGCUGCCAAAUUAGAAAUGUUUUACCCAAGCCAAUCCCAUUGUAAGCAGCAAGCAGAGUUUUGGAAAGAAUGUGCAUUUCAUUUCUUGUUUAAUUUCCUUUAAACACCACACGCCAAGAAUUAAUAUUGUAAAAAAUUGAUGGGUUCAAUAAAGCCUUAUUAAUAUUUGUAACCUAAACAUGAGCAUUAAUAGCCUAAACCUUAGUUUCGAGGAAAAUUUUUGUCAUUUGAAAGCCAAUGCAUACGGGAACUUGGAAAUGGACAUUCGUAGAUGAAUUUAUUAUAUAUAUUCAAAGGUUGAUAAAUCUGCAUAUACAUUUAUGUAUGUACACAUAUGCGCAUUUACAACUACGAAAGUAAACUUAUGUUAAACAAUUUAAAUCAAUCGUUGAAGAGUAUAUUUUAAACGUUUUUUAUUUUAGUUUCAAAUCAAUUUUAGUAGUUACAUUAGUUAUACAUAUACGUAUGUAUGUUUCGCUCGAAAUACAUACUGCAAGCAUUUGACUGUGUAUACGAAUAAUUUUUUUAUUAGUUGUUUCAUUUAUUUGUGUUAGAUAUUAAAUUCUAAUUAAUUUGCAAA
Ceratitis capitata (Mediterranean fruit fly) is the source of this 3226-nucleotide messenger RNA. RefSeq lists its product as uncharacterized. The transcript has 3 exons. The record is from RefSeq and is a predicted model, not a curated record. Gene Ontology annotation, molecular function: RNA polymerase II cis-regulatory region sequence-specific DNA binding; DNA-binding transcription factor activity, RNA polymerase II-specific. Lineage: Eukaryota; Metazoa; Arthropoda; Insecta; Diptera; Tephritidae. Gene Ontology annotation, biological process: regulation of DNA-templated transcription. Bases 1 to 2691 code for a protein of 896 amino acids.